GCGUUACUCCACCGCUAUUUGCUAUUUCAUUCUCAUUCUACGUCAUAGAGUAGGAACAGUAAUAUUAGCUUUAAGUCAAUUUUUUUUUAUACACAAUUCGUACGUGAAGUGAAGUGAUAUUAUUCUUUAAAAAUGUCUCAUAAAAAUCAAGCAACGGUCCCUCUACAUGGAGCUUUCAAGCCCCAAUUGAUAGUACAAGUUGACAAGAAAAAGGGUGGUGUCAACACAGUCGUAAUGAAUAAUUAUAAGAGUGAAAAGAAUGAUGUACCAGUACAAAGUGGUAAUGGAUCCACAGUACCUCUGGUGGUUGGUACCAAAAGAGAUGAAGAAUUGGGGACUUAUAAUCCAGCCGAUCACAGAGACCUGAAGCAUCCCACUUCUGAUUGGGAUACCCUUAUACAUUUGCUCAAAGGAAGUCUAGGUAGCGGUAUUUUAUCCAUGCCCCUUGCCUUUGCACAUGCAGGACUGGCUAUGGGCUUAGCGUGUACCUUGCUUGUAGGUAUAAUCUGCACCUACUGUGUACACAUCCUUGUCAAAAGUGCACAUAUACUGUACAGACGAAAUCGUGUUCCUGCUCUGGGAUUCGCAGAACUUGCCCACGCAUCGUUUCUGGCAGGGCCGCCGUCCUAUCAUCAAUGGGCCCAGUUUGCAAAGUCAAUGAUCAAUUUCUUUCUAGUAGUCGAUCUUCUAGGAUGUUGCUGUGUAUAUAUUGGUUUCGUUGCAAGUAACUUGAAACAAGUUAUCGAUUUCAACACAGGAACUGACUACGAUGUUAGAUUAUACAUGGCCGCACUCUUACCCAUCUUAAUAGCUGUCAAUCUCAUAAGAAAUCUCAAAUAUCUCGCGCCGUUUUCUAUGCUUGCCAACCUAUUCAUUGGAGCUGGUAUGGCUAUCACUUACUAUUACCUCAUUCAAGAUCUUCCUUCUAUUGAGAGUGCACCCCUUGUUGUCGAAGUCAAACAACUGCCCAUGUUCUUUGGAACAGCCAUAUUUGCCCUGGAAGGUAUUGGUGUAGUGAUGCCUUUAGAAAAUAACAUGAAAAAUCCCGAUCACUUCAUCGGAUGUCCUGGUGUCUUGAAUAUUGGAAUGGCAUUCGUCGUCGCAUUAUAUUCUGUAACUGGUUUCCUAGGGUUUUUGAAAUAUGGCCCAGAUACUAUGAGCAGCAUUUCAUUGAAUCUUCCACAGGAACAACCAUUGGCCCAAGCAGUGAAAUUGAUGAUAGCCCUCGCAAUUUUCUUCACUUAUAGUUUACAAUUUUACGUGCCAAUGCAAAUAAUCUGGAAGAACGUCAAAUCGAAGUUUACCAGCAGACCGAAUUUAUCUGAAUAUACCAUAAGAAUUUCACUGAUCAUCUUAACAGUAGUGUUAGCAAUUGUAGUUCCUAAUCUUUCAGGUUUCAUUUCUUUAGUUGGAGCCGUCUGCCUCUCAAUGUUGGGAAUGAUAUUUCCCGCCAUCAUUGAGACGCUCACGUGUUAUGAGGAACCCGGCUUUGGAAAAUUCUCAUGGAGGUUAUAUAAGAAUAUAUUCCUGAUUAUUUUCGGUUUAGUCGGGUUUCUUACCGGUUCGUACGUUAGCUUACAGGAAAUUUUCUCUUCUCAGUGAGAUCUACCCUAGUUUUCAAGCGUCAUUCUACCUGCGACAUCUUUGAAUGAAAAAUUAACUUCAUAUGUUGAAGAGAAAAAAGUAGAGGAAUCAGCCUACCAGCUGAAACCUGGUAGAAUUUAAAGAUUGCAUUCGAUUCUAAACAAGAUUUAUUCGAACGACUUCAACAUCUCAGUUUCGUUAAACAAAAAUGAAGGAAAGCUGCUAGAAGCGACGCUUGUUCAUAGUCAGAUUAUGAAUAACGAUUAGGCUGCUAAGUAAUGUAUGUGAUUUUCUUAACAGCAGAACAAUAAUAUUAUAUUCCAUAAAUCCACUUCCGAAUAGCAGGCACAACGAUAUUCCUAGAUCGAGCAAUAUGUGCAUUUUUCUUCUAUCAACUCAACCAUCCCAUGUUGAAUGAAGUGACUUCCUAUGGUAUUCAUGUAGGCGAUGGACGAUGAUUCUGCAGCGGGAUAUUCUAAAUUGAAAUUAUUUUUUGUAAUAUAUAUUUUUAUAUUAACUUGCUUUGUAGUGAUUUGUGAAAUCCUCUCCAUAUAUACAUCCCCUUGCAGAAUCAUUCAAAAUGAGUGUGUAGUUUAUUUAUUUCAUUGAAUCGCUACUACAAUCAAAAAACGAUUGUGAAGGCAUUCCAUUCAACGUGAAAAGCUUGAUCUGAGAAUAUCCUUUCAAGAAUGACACAAAGUCGAAUAAUAUUUUUUGUAUUGUUUUUUAUCACCUCAAGUGCUUAAAUCUGAUGAAAUAUUAUAGAUAUUCCGAAUAUCAGUUUAUAAUUAAACAAGACUGUGUCCUAGAGAAGUGCCAAAAAGUAAUGAUAGAAAAGAGGUUCCUUGUGAUUUAAUUUAUUUUUACUAAGUAUUAUUAUGAAUUAGUUGAAUUUUGUAGACAUAUAGUAAAACAACGAGGCAGUUGAGCUGCCGAAGGAGUACGAAAGGACCAGAUGGAUAAAAAGUAUUCUGAACAAAAUAAAUUUUUGAGUUUUU
Molecule: messenger RNA, 2582 nt
Organism: Coccinella septempunctata (seven-spotted ladybird)
Lineage: Eukaryota; Metazoa; Arthropoda; Insecta; Coleoptera; Coccinellidae
Product: proton-coupled amino acid transporter-like protein pathetic
Exons: 5
Coding region: 133-1602 (489 amino acids)
Biological process (GO): amino acid transmembrane transport
Cellular component (GO): vacuolar membrane
Molecular function (GO): amino acid transmembrane transporter activity
Source: RefSeq, a predicted model, not a curated record